AUGGGCAAGAGAAAGCGCAACACUCAGGCAGCCGCGCCGCAGAAGCAACAGAAGCCAUCGAGCUUGCCCACACCCAACGACAGCGAUGACGGCGCAAUCGAGAACGUGUCGCACAUCAGCGCCGUCACGUCGACCGACGAGCUGGAAUUGACCGUCGACACGCUGCGCACCCUCGCCAAAUACCCCGCCCUGAUCAAGUCCAAGGCCUGCAAAGACCUGCGAGCAGCCGUCUACGACUUUCGACAGGCGUGCAACACGGGCGUCAACUCGGCCGCCGAGGGCACCAACCUGACUGCCCGCAUCUCGGGCGCCCUGACAGACGCAAAAUACACCGACGCCCUCAUCCUGCUCGCCGAGAUGCGCAUCCGUGGCGAGACGCCCAAGCUCGGUGCCCUCUGUCGCUGGGUGCGCGAUCUGGACGUCGUCAGCGGCCUGUCGAUGCAGCCGCAGGGCGUCAGCAAGGUCGUCGUGCCUCGCUCAGACAAAGACAAGGAGCUGCUGCGUGUCCUCGAUGCCGUCCUACGAGUCACCGGCCCCACCGACACCAACACCAACGACGCCUUCGACUCGGCCGACCCCAUCGCGCUCCAGCAAGUCUGGAACCUCCGAGACAAGACGCCCAUCCAGACCCGCCAGAGCGUCGACGACAAGUCCAUCUUCAAAGACUGCCCCAGCGACCUUCGCCAACGCUUCCGCAUCAUCGAGACGACAACAGGCCCCAACCGCAAGCCGCCUAACCUCCACCCCGCCGUCCUCUACGCCUCGCAAGACAAUGCCAUCCCGCUUGGCCCCGCCCCCGAGACAACCGUCUUCAAGCACCCCGUCGUGCCCAAUCUCCGCUUGAUCAAGGACGUCCUCACUCCCGCCGAGUGUACCAGCAUCAUCGCCGCCGCAGAGUCGAUCGAGUUCAUCCCCGACGCUCCCAUCAGGGAUGACGGACAAGAGACGAGUAUUUUGGCACACAACUUCUAUUGGAUCGCCGACCAGGCCUUCCACGACAAGCUCUGGGAGAGAGUGCGUCCAUACGUCCCCGAAGAGUCGCAAGGCCGCAAGGUCAGGGGCAUCAAUCGGCGGUUCAGAGUGUACCGCUACGUGCCCGGUGCGGAGUACCGCUGCCACAUUGACGGCGCUUGGCCUCCUUCCGGCAUCGAUCCCCUCACGGACAAGUACCAGUACGACUCUUCGCCCGCCGACGCCCGUCAGUCGUCGCUCUACACCUUCCUCAUCUACCUCAACGACGAGUUCGAGGGCGGUGAAACCUCCUUCUUCAUUCCCAGCGUCCGUGAGGGCGUCAUGAACGCUUACCCCGUCAAGCCCAUCAUGGGCAGCGUCGCCGUCUUCCCUCACGGCGAGGCACAAGGCGCCCUGCUUCACGAAGGUACUGGCGUCACAAAGGGCGCCAAGUACAUCAUCCGCACUGAUGUCGAGUACGACGUUGUUUCUUCCACAGGUUGA
Molecule: messenger RNA, 1455 nt
Organism: Aureobasidium namibiae CBS 147.97
Lineage: Eukaryota; Fungi; Ascomycota; Dothideomycetes; Dothideales; Saccotheciaceae
Product: prolyl 4-hydroxylase
Exons: 1
Coding region: 1-1455 (484 amino acids)
Biological process (GO): peptidyl-proline hydroxylation to 4-hydroxy-L-proline
Cellular component (GO): endoplasmic reticulum
Molecular function (GO): iron ion binding; L-ascorbic acid binding; procollagen-proline 4-dioxygenase activity
Source: RefSeq, a predicted model, not a curated record